Molecule: messenger RNA, 1459 nt
Organism: Nomascus leucogenys (northern white-cheeked gibbon)
Lineage: Eukaryota; Metazoa; Chordata; Mammalia; Primates; Hylobatidae
Gene: PDIK1L
Product: PDLIM1 interacting kinase 1 like
Exons: 3
Coding region: 268-1293 (341 amino acids)
Biological process (GO): protein phosphorylation
Molecular function (GO): protein kinase activity; ATP binding
Source: RefSeq, a predicted model, not a curated record
GAUGAUCGCACCCAGCCCCGCGCCGCCGCCGCCGUCUCGGCAACUGCACCGCCCGCAAACAUGGCUCAGUGACUCGGACAAAAGCUGCAGUCUCCCUCCCGGCGGGGCGGACGCCAGGCCUCCUUGGUCGGGCCGCACCUCCCCGCGGACCUGCCAAAAGAGCACCGCGCCCCGCAGGCACCCGAGACCCGCGUGGAAGAUGCACCGGGCGUUCCACCCCAGCGAGCCCCGCACCCCAGCCCGCAGCUCGAAACCUCGACCUUGAAGAUGGUGAGUAGCCAGCCAAAGUACGAUCUAAUACGGGAGGUAGGCCGAGGUAGUUACGGUGUUGUGUAUGAAGCAGUCAUCAGAAAGACCUCUGCACGGGUGGCAGUGAAGAAAAUUCGAUGUCACGCACCUGAAAAUGUUGAACUAGCCCUUCGUGAGUUCUGGGCACUAAGCAGUAUCAAGAGCCAGCAUCCAAAUGUGAUUCACUUGGAGGAAUGCAUCCUACAAAAGGAUGGGAUGGUGCAAAAGAUGUCCCACGGCUCUAAUUCUUCCCUUUAUUUACAGCUUGUAGAAACUUCAUUAAAAGGAGAAAUUGCCUUUGAUCCCAGAAGCGCCUAUUAUUUGUGGUUUGUGAUGGAUUUUUGUGACGGAGGAGAUAUGAAUGAGUAUCUGUUGUCCAGGAAACCCAAUCGUAAAACUAACACCAGCUUCAUGCUUCAGCUGAGCAGUGCCCUGGCUUUCUUGCAUAAAAACCAGAUCAUCCACCGAGAUCUUAAGCCUGAUAACAUCCUGAUUUCUCAAACCAGGUUGGAUACCAGUGACUUGGAACCUACACUCAAAGUGGCUGAUUUUGGUCUAAGUAAAGUUUGUUCAGCCUCUGGGCAGAACCCAGAAGAACCUGUCAGUGUAAACAAGUGUUUCCUUUCCACAGCAUGUGGAACAGAUUUUUACAUGGCUCCUGAAGUUUGGGAAGGACAUUACACAGCAAAAGCUGACAUCUUUGCUCUGGGGAUUAUCAUCUGGGCAAUGCUGGAAAGGAUCACAUUCAUAGACACAGAGACAAAGAAGGAACUCUUGGGGAGUUAUGUCAAACAAGGAACUGAGAUUGUGCCUGUUGGGGAGGCACUUCUGGAAAAUCCCAAAAUGGAACUUCUCAUUCCUGUGAAGAAAAAAUCUAUGAAUGGGCGAAUGAAACAACUGAUUAAGGAAAUGCUGGCUGCAAACCCUCAGGAUCGUCCAGAUGCUUUUGAACUAGAACUCAGAUUAGUACAAAUUGCAUUUAAAGAUAGCAGCUGGGAAACGUGACACAUAUUAUUUGCAAAUACCAUGGAUGAUAUGCUGCUUCUGUUUAACAGUGAUGCAACAUUAUGUGGCUGAAAAAGAAUAUAAAAAGCUAGACUCCACCCUCUAAGGGUUUAGAUUUUUUGUGGGAUUUUUUUUUUCCUCAUUUUUCUUAAAGCCAAGUUGGCCG